Microcebus murinus (gray mouse lemur) is the source of this 2772-nucleotide messenger RNA. It is a transcript of the gene CHRNA10, whose product is annotated as cholinergic receptor nicotinic alpha 10 subunit. Gene Ontology annotation, cellular component: postsynaptic membrane. Gene Ontology annotation, biological process: monoatomic ion transmembrane transport. Lineage: Eukaryota; Metazoa; Chordata; Mammalia; Primates; Cheirogaleidae. Gene Ontology annotation, molecular function: acetylcholine-gated monoatomic cation-selective channel activity; transmembrane signaling receptor activity. The record is from RefSeq and is a predicted model, not a curated record.
UAAUUUCUAUUUUUUUAGUAGAGAUAGGGUCUUGCUCUUAUGUGGGCAUAUUUUCAUUUCUUCAUUUCACUAAGAAGUUAAAUUGCUGAAACAUAUGGAAACUGAGUCUAUGCAAAACUUUUCCAAAGUGGCUACACCAAUUUACAUUGUCUCUAGCAACAUGAGGGUUCUGAUUUCUCCAAAUCUUCACCAGGAUUUAUUAUUGUUUAUCAUUUUGGUUAUAGGCAUCCUAGUAGAUGCGAAGCAGUAUCUAAUUAUGGUUUGCAUUUCUCUGAUGCUAUGGUCUAAAAUGUUUGUGCCCCCAACCCCAAAUUCGUAUGUUGAAACCUAAUCACAAAUGAGAUGGUGUGAGGUGGUAGGGCCUUUGAGAGAUGAUUAGGUCAUAAUGGUGGAGACCUCAUGGAUGAGAUUAAUGCCCUUAUGAAAGAGGCUCCAGAAAGCUACCUUGUCCUUUCCACCAUGUGAGGACACUGCAGGAAGGUGCCAUGUGUGGAAUCAGGAAACAGGCCCUCACCAGACACUGAAUCUGCUGGUAUCUUGAUCUUGGAUUUACCAGCCUCCAAAACUAUACUGGCCACACCAUCCUUGCCAGCUGGGCCUGAUUUUGCCCCAGGUCUGGCCGAGAGGCCUCACAUCCGGAGACUGGCACCACCUCUUGCUGUGGCCAGGCCAUGGAGCCCAGGAGCCACCACCUCAGCCUGAGCCUUCUGCUCCUGUUCCUACUCCCUCCAGAGUGCUUGGGAGCCGAGGGCAGGCUGGCUCACAAGCUGUUCCGUGACCUCUUUGCCAACUACACAAGUGCCCUGAGACCUGUGGCAGACACAGACCAGACUCUGAAUGUGACCCUGGAGGUGACGUUGUCCCAGAUCAUCGACAUGGACGAGCGGAACCAGGUACUGACCCUGUACCUGUGGAUCCGGCAGGAGUGGACAGAUGCCUAUCUACGAUGGGAUCCUGAUGCCUACGGUGGCCUGGAUGCCAUCCGCAUCCCCAGCAGUCUUGUGUGGCGGCCAGACAUCGUGCUCUAUAACAAGGCGGACGCGCAGCCGCCGGCCUCGGCCAGCACUAACGUGGUGGUGCGGCACGACGGCGCCGUACGCUGGGACGCGCCGGCCAUCACGCGCAGCUCGUGCCGCGUGGACGUGUCUGCCUUCCCGUUCGACGCGCAGCGCUGCGGCCUGACGUUCGGUUCGUGGACGCACGGCGGGCACCAGCUGGACGUGCGGCCGCGCGGCGCCGCCGCCAGCCUGGCCGACUUCGUGGAGAACGUGGAGUGGCGCGUGCUGGGCAUGCCGGCGCGGCGGCGCGUGCUCACUUACGGCUGCUGCUCCGAGCCCUACCCCGACGUGACCUUCACGCUGCUGCUGCGCCGCCGCGCCGCCGCCUACGUGUGCAACCUGCUGCUGCCCUGCGUGCUCAUCUCGCUGCUCGCGCCGCUCGCCUUCCACCUGCCCGCAGACUCCGGCGAGAAGGUGUCGCUCGGCGUCACCGUGCUGCUGGCGCUCACCGUGUUCCAGCUGCUCCUGGCCGAGAGCAUGCCGCCUGCCGAGAGCGUGCCGCUAAUCGGGAAGUACUACAUGGCCACUAUGACCAUGGUCACGUUCUCCACGGCACUCACCAUCCUAAUCAUGAACCUACAUUACUGUGGUCCCAGUGCCCGCCCAGUGCCAGCUUGGGCUCGGGCCCUCCUGCUGGGACACCUGGCACGGGGCCUGUGUGUGCGGGAAAGAGGGGAGCCCUGUGGGCAGCACAAGCCAUCUGAGUCAUCGCCUAGUCCCCAGCCUCCUGAGGGGGCAGCUGGGCCACAGGCAGGCCCUUGCCAUGAGCCACAGUGUCUGUGCCGCCAGGAAGCCUUACUGCACCAUGUAUCCACCAUUGCCAACACCUUCCGCAGCCACCGGGCUGCCCAGCGCCGCCACGAGGACUGGAAGCGCCUGGCCCGUGUGAUGGACCGUUUCUUCCUGGGCAUCUUCUUCUUCAUGGCCCUGGUCAUGAGCCUCCUGGUGCUGGUGCAAGCCCUGUGAGGGCUGGGGCUGGGUCCAGGGAUCUGCUGCAGCCACGGCACCUCCAGACAGGGAUGGCCAAGGCUAGGUGGUUGGCCUCUCAUAGGCCAGCCAGUCUCUCCCCAUUGCUCCUAAGAGCCUGGGAUACCCUCCCUUCAGGACCAGAGCUACUGACUUCACUAUCCAUGAGGGAGCACUCACUGUCUACGUACCCUAACUAAGGGUAUUACAGAGCCUGCCACUCCCCUAAUUCCAGAGGAGCAACUCUGAAAAGGUCAAGAUCAAAGUACAGUUUUGGCAGGAUGGAUUUAAAUGUCCAUGCUGGGUGUUGGAGCUAUUAGUGGGGAGAGUGUGGAUUAUUAUAUAAGAAACAGAACUAUCUAAUUCUCUAUUUGCCUCCCUCAGUAGCUGCUGUUGUAGUCUUGCCUGUCUCUGCUUAGGGGCUCAGGAAGGGGGAUAGUCUUGGUCUAGUUUCCAGAGCAGGACGCUGUACAGACAUUCAGCCCAAAAGCCCGAGCUCAUAAUAAAGUAAGUGUGUGCCUAGCAGCCUCUCUGUGUACUGUCUUACCCUUGGGCCCCCUGGUGGUGAAAGUUGGGGACCCAGUUCAGUCUCUCUAGAGAGAAGAACCUCAGGACUCGUGGAUUAGAGCAGAAGUUAUAUCUUUGAUGACAAAAAAAAGGAGUGAGGCCGGGUGCGGUCGCUCACACCUGUAAUCCUAGCACUCUGGGAGGCCCAGGCAGGAGGAUCGCUUCAAGGUCAGGAGUUCGA